Mycosarcoma maydis (corn smut) is the source of this 558-nucleotide messenger RNA. Its product is annotated as putative E2 ubiquitin-conjugating protein RAD6. Gene Ontology annotation, biological process: proteasome-mediated ubiquitin-dependent protein catabolic process; protein polyubiquitination; DNA repair. Bases 1 to 558 code for a protein of 185 amino acids. The transcript is spliced from 2 exons. The record is from RefSeq and is a predicted model, not a curated record. NCBI's taxonomy places the organism in Eukaryota, Fungi, Basidiomycota, Ustilaginomycetes, Ustilaginales. Gene Ontology annotation, cellular component: HULC complex. Gene Ontology annotation, molecular function: ubiquitin conjugating enzyme activity.
AUGUCGACACCUUCAAAAAAGCGACUGAUUCGAGACUUCAAACGCCUCUCCACCGAUCCGCCUGGUGGCAUAUCUGGCGCACCUUGUGCUGACAACCUCAUGAUCUGGAACGCCGUCAUCUUCGGUCCCGCAGACACGCCAUUUGAAGACGGCACGUUCAAGCUCGUGCUGACUUUCGACGAAUCCUAUCCCAACAAACCACCCACCGUCAAGUUUCUUUCCAAAAUGUUUCAUCCCAACGUGUAUGCCAAUGGCGAAUUGUGUCUGGACAUCUUGCAGAACAGGUGGAGUCCGACGUACGAUGUGGCGGCGAUCUUGACAAGCAUUCAGAGCUUGUUGCACGAUCCCAAUCCGAAUUCGCCGGCGAACGCCGAGGCGGCGAGCUUGUACCGGGAGAACAUGAAGGAGUACGUCAGGAGGGUCAAGGCGACAGUGGAGGCGAGUUGGUUGGACGAUGGAGAGAUGCCGGAGUCUAUUGAAGAGGACGACGAGGCGGAGGCAGAGGCAGAGGCGGAAGCAACCGUGGAUAGGUCUGCGCCGCAAACGGCUUCGGCAUAG